Messenger RNA from Sphaerulina musiva SO2202, 4143 nucleotides. Its product is annotated as splicing factor 3B subunit 3. The transcript is spliced from 3 exons. Gene Ontology annotation, molecular function: protein binding; U2 snRNA binding. NCBI's taxonomy places the organism in Eukaryota, Fungi, Ascomycota, Dothideomycetes, Mycosphaerellales, Mycosphaerellaceae. Gene Ontology annotation, cellular component: nucleus; U2 snRNP. Bases 76 to 3747 code for a protein of 1223 amino acids. Gene Ontology annotation, biological process: mRNA splicing, via spliceosome. The record is from RefSeq and is a predicted model, not a curated record.
CGAACACACACACACACCUCCGCGUCGCGUGUCGAUGCAACCACUGGAAAAGGCACGGAACGGCAAGCCAAGGCAAUGGCCAACGUGCAGCAGACCCAGGCCUUCUAUGCCCUCACCCUCGAAGCUCCUUCAGCACCCACCGCUGCUGUCCUGUGCAAUGUGAUCCCCGGACUCAAGGCCGGCGACCAGCAGAUCUUCGAGGCGCGAGGCCAACAUGUCCUCCUCCACCGCAUCACCGAGAGCGCCGACAGGACAGAGCGCAAAAUCACCACCGUCUGCGAUCAGGAUGUCUUUGGCAUUGUGCGCGGUGUGGCCGCCUUUCGCAUCCCCGCCACGGCAACAGACCAGCUUGUCAUAUCAUCCGACUCGGGCCGAGUAGCCAUGCUCCAGUACGACAACGAAAAGAGCGCCUUCAAGCGCGUGCAUCUGGAGACGUAUGGAAAGUCGGGUGUACGACGGACCAUUCCGGGUCAAUACCUGGCGAGCGAUCCGCGAGGACGAUGCAUCAUGAUGGCGAGCGUGGAGAAGAACAAAGUGGUGUACAUGCUGAACAGAGACUCCAAUGGGACAAUUCUCAUCUCGAGUCCGCACGAGGCCAAUCAAUGGGGCAGCUUGUGUUUCGCUCUGUGCGCACUGGACACCGGAUGGGAGCCUCCGAUCUUUGCGACUCUUGAAGUCGAAUACACGGAGGCAGAGGGCGAUCCUACCGGCGAGGCAUACGAGAAGCGGGAGAAACAGUUGGUGUACUAUACGGUGGACAUGGGCCUCAAUCAUGUGGUCAAAACCUGGAGCGAGCCAGUGGACUACUCCGCAAACAUGCUCUUUGGCGUGCCAGGAGGUCAGGACGGACCGUCGGGCACGCUCGUAUGCUGCGAAGACCGAAUAUACUACAAACACGACAAGGCGGCGUCCUUGUGUAUAGCUAUUCCUCGAAGAGAAGGCGCAACAGAGGACAAGGAGCGCAAAAGGCAGAUUGUAGCGGGCUGCUUGCAUCUGGCGAAGACGAGACACGAAUUCUUCUUUUUUCUCCAGACCGAGGACGGCGAUGUGUUCAAGCUGACCAUCACCAUGGCCACGGAUGCGCAAGGGCGUCAGACUGCAGACCCGGAGCAGAUCACCAUGAAGUACUACGACACUUUCCCCGUCGCAAGACAGAUGUUGUUGCACAAGAAAGGUUUCCUGUACAUCGCAACAGAAGACGGCAACAGCAAGCUGUUUCACAUCGAUGACCUCGCGGACGAUCCCGACUUUGAGCCACACAACACAUUCACGUCAGAUGGCGUAUCUGCAGACCCCGAGGAACCGAUCGAGCCCACGUACUUCAAGCCGCGUGAGCUGACCAUGACACAUCUCGCUGUCGAUGUCCCUGGCCUGCAUCCGCUCAUGAAAACGAGAGUGGACAACCUGACUGGCGAGGAUGCUCCCCAAAUUUAUGGCAUUCAAGGCAAGGGCAACCGAAGUCAGUUCAAGACCAUCAGACAUGGUCUAGAUGUCGAGGUUCUGAUCAACAACAGCAUGGGCAACGUGCCUUAUGACAACAUCUGGACUUUCAAGCACCGAACAACGGAUGAACACCACAGAUAUCUCCUGUUGAGUAGCAACUACGGCGACCUGACCAUUGCGUGUUCCAUUGGAGAUUCGGUAGAGCAAAUCGAGAACUCCAACUUUCUGGAGAAUCGAGCUACUGUGCACGCGGAGCAGAUGGGCGACGCCGUGCUCGUACAAGUUCACGCUCGGGGUAUUCGCUCCAUCUACCAGGACGGUAAAUUGAACGAGUGGAACACACCUGCACACCGCACGUGUGUCGUAGCGUCUGCCAACCAGCGCCAGUUGUUGCUGGGACUGAGCUCGGCUGAGUUGUGCUUCUUCUGGAUGGGCGAAGACGAGAUCCUCGUGCAGCUGGAAGAAAUGCCUGAGAUGAGUGGCAAGAUUACGGCCAUUUCCGUAGGCUCGACACCCAAGGGUCGACAACAAGCAAAGUAUGCCGUCGUCGGUUGCGACGACUGCACCAUCCGUGUGCUCAGCAUUGAGCUUGACUCCCCGCUGGAGGCACGAAGUGUGCAAGCUCUCUCAGCGGUCCCCACUUCACUGGAAGUCGUGGAGAUGCUCGACCCUGCUUCUGGUACCACUGUCAAUGUCGUGCACAUCGGUCUGCAGUCUGGUCUGUACUUGCGCGCCAUCAUCGACGAGACCACCGGAGAGUUGGGUGAUGUCAGGACAAAGUUUCUCGGCACCAAAGCUCCUCGACUAUGCCCAGUGCAGGUAGAAGACGAGGAGUGUGUACUCGCUUGUUCCACCAGACCAUGGGUCGGCUACAAUCACCCGCAAACCGGCCAGUACACAAUUACACCUUUGAUUGCGGAGAAAAUGGAGGCUGCACGAUCUUUCAUCAGUCCCGAUCUGAGCGGACUCUGCGCCAUCCAGGGAUCGUCACUUCUCAUAUUCCAGCUUCCGUCGGUAGAAGGCAGACUGUCUCACAGUUCCGUGCAGUUAAACAACACACCGCGUGGCAUGGCUCGACAUCCGUAUUAUCAAAUCUGGUACACAGUCCAGUCUGACGGAAACACACUGUCGAAAGCUACCCGUGACCAGCUUCGGGGGAGCCCGAUUGAUGACGACGAAGAAGCGAUGGCGCUUGAGCGACACCUGGGACUACCGCGCGGCAAUACUCAUUGGGCAUCGUGUAUCCAAGCCAUCGACCCCAUCAAUCGGCAAGCUGUUGUGUCGACGGUCGAAAUGGGAGACAAUGAGGCUGCACUCUGCUGCGCAUGUGUUGCGUUCGAGUCGCGAAACUGGGAAGUCUUUCUCGCUGUUGGUACGGGACAACAUAUGUCACCCGGAACUGGACUCCAGGCUGCAGGCUAUGUGCACAUCUUCAAGCUGGAAGAGGACGGCACCAAGCUGACCUUUGUUCACAAAACCAAGUUCGAUCAGCCCGUCUACGCUUUGCUACCAUUCCACGGUCGGUUGGCAUUGGGUGUAGGCAACGAACUUUUCAUCUACGACAUCGGACAGAAAGCCCUGCUCCGAAAAGCUCGUGGCCAAGCCACACCAAACCAGAUCGUCUCGCUGGAAUCGCAUGGUCAGCGAAUCAUCUGCGGAGAUGUGAGCGAGGGUGUCACGUACAUGGUAUACAAGCCUGGAUACAACCGACUCAUCCCUUUCGUGGACGACGUCGUCCAACGAUGGACCACAGGAACCACCAUGAUCGACUACGAGACUACCGCUGGUGGCGACAAGUUUGGCAACUUGUGGGUGGUGCGAUGUCCGGAACAGCCCAGUCAAGAAGCAGACGAAGAGGGUGCGGGCGGUUUCAUCAUGAACGAGCGAAGCUAUCUCGGCGGUGCACCGUACCGCUUGGAUCUACGUGCACACUACUACUGUCAGGACAUCCCCAUGAGCUUGCAACGCACUGCACUUGUGGCUGGCGGUCAGGAAGUACUUUUCUGGUCUGGUCUACAGGGGACGCUGGGCAUGCUCGUGCCAUUUGUCACUCGUGAGGAUGUCGAGUUCUUCACCUCAUUGGAACAACAGUUACGUAUCGAGGACCCGCCACUUGCGGGACGUGACCAUCUCAUGUAUCGAUCGUAUUAUGUGCCUGUCAAGGGUGUCAUUGACGGUGACCUGUGUGAGCGAUUCAUGGCCUUGAGCUAUGACAGCAAACAAAAGGUGGCUGCCGAGGUUGAUCGAAGUGUGAAGGAGAUUGAGAAGAAAGUGCAGGAGAUGAGAACUCGCGUGGCGUUCUAAGCAUGGUGGUGUCGUACCUGGUACAUUGCUGGCACUACGUGAAUAUCAGCGCUGGAGCAUUGUAAGUGGUGGCUGCUCUUGUACGAUAACGAGAUCAGAAGCUGGAGAAGGUCCGCUGAUGAAGUAAAAUGAUAUCCAAUCUCAUGCACAGCAUGCAGAUCUUUUGCGAGACACCUUUCUCAUCCUUCGAGAGCGCUUGAAGCUCCCAUGAUUCCAUCUCCGUCCUCUGUGCAUAGUCUCACUUCUGAACAGAUGAUUUUCUCUCCGAUUCUCUCAUCUCAAUUGUCUUACCGUCUCCCCCUUCCCUUCUCCUUAGACACCAGAGGUAGUUUGGACGCUGGAGAGAAAGGCUGCACUUUUCUUUGUAGAUGAUGUUUUAUGUUUGUAUUGGACUAU